Cornus florida is the source of this 1659-nucleotide messenger RNA. RefSeq names its product amino acid transporter AVT1H-like. Gene Ontology annotation, biological process: amino acid transmembrane transport. The coding region runs from base 129 to 1565 and encodes 478 amino acids. The transcript is spliced from 2 exons. Lineage: Eukaryota; Viridiplantae; Streptophyta; Magnoliopsida; Cornales; Cornaceae. The record is from RefSeq and is a predicted model, not a curated record. Gene Ontology annotation, cellular component: vacuolar membrane. Gene Ontology annotation, molecular function: amino acid transmembrane transporter activity.
CCCAUGCAUUCACUUUGUAUUCAAGCUCAAGUUGCUAGCUACCUAAGUAUCAUAUAGUAAUAUAUAUCUUGAUUUUAUUCUAUACAUAUAUCCAAGUUUUGAGGGACAAAACUUGACAAACAGAGAGAAUGUGGGGGAAGAAGUUGAACUCCAUUGUAAAGUCACCUUGCUCUGACUCGGAGUGUUUGCCUCAACAUCAUCAUCAUCGCAACCAAGUUGCAAAUGAGAACUUGGCUGUUGUGCAGUGGGUGAGCUGCGACGUCUGCGUAGAGGAAAACAAGGCAUGUAAGUGCCAAAACAACCAUGCUCAUGAGGACUUGAAGACUACUGCUGCAGUUAAUGUGGUAGAUGUUGAGGCCAACAGUUCCUUUGCUCAUGCAGUCCUCAACAUGGUGGGAAUGCUUAUAGGAUUGGGACAAUUAUCAACUCCAUAUGCUUUAGAAAAUGGAGGGUGGGCUUCUGCAUUCCUGCUUGUAGGACUUGGUGUGAUAUGUGCAUAUGGUUCUCAUCUCCUUGGCAAAUGCCUUGACAUGAACCCUAAGUCCAGAAACUACUCCGAUAUCGGGCAUAACGCAUUUGGCACCAAAGGAAGAGUCAUAGCUACAACUUUCAUCUACUUGGAAAUCUUCAUGGCCCUUGUUUCCUACACCAUCUCUCUCCAUGACAACUUGACCACAGUUUUUAUUGGCACACACUUCAACUUGUCAUGGACUAACCUCUCCACAUCUCAGCUCCUGACCGUGAUGGCGGUCCUGGUUGCACUUCCUAGUCUUUGGCUGAGGGAUCUUUCUUCCAUAUCUUUACUUUCAACCGGUGGUAUUUUCAUGUCACUCCUUAUUUUUGCAACAGUGGCAUGCACAGCCAUUUUCGGAGGUGUCAAACCUAACCAACCCAUCCCAGUUCUUCAUCUCGAAAACAUUCCUGCUAUAUCAGGACUAUACAUAUUCAGCUUUGCUGGUCAUAUUGUUUUUCCCAAUUUGUACAAGGCCAUGAAAGACCCCUCCAAGUUCACCAAAGUGUCCAUUGUGAGCUUCUCAUUGGUCACAUUUCUCUACACAUCCUUAGCCUUCAUGGGCGCGAAGAUGUUUGGGCCUCAAGUGAGUGCUCAGUUCACCCUGAGCAUGCCAAGGAAUCAGAUUAUCACAAAGAUUGCACUAUGGGCAACAGUGUUGACACCCAUGACAAAGUAUGCCCUAGAAUUCGCGCCAUUCGCGAUGCAGCUGGAUAAGGGGCUCUCUGAUCAUUCCAUCAAGAUGAAGUCAAGGACAAGGGUGAUCAUAAGGGGCUGUGUUGGUUCAAUUCUACUCCUGGUGAUACUGACAUUGGCUCUUUCUGUUCCGUAUUUCGAACAUGUUCUUAGCCUUACAGGAUCGCUUGUCAGUGUGGGAAUUUGCAUGAUUUUCCCUUGUACUUUUUACAUGAAGAUAUUUUGGAGGCAACUAUCAAGACCUGAAUUGAUUCUUAAUCUGCUGCUUGUCACCCUCGGCUUUCUUCUUGCGGUGUCCGGGACCAUUUCUUCUUCCAAGUCACUUAUAAGAAGCUUACAGAGAGCUCACUCAACUUGAUGACAAAAUCCUAGAGAUGGAGUACUCUUGAAUUUUUACUCUCUCUACAUAUAUAUAUAUAUAUAUAUAUAUAUAUAUAUAUAUAUGAGAAGUA